This is a messenger RNA of Haliotis rufescens (red abalone), 2083 nucleotides long. Its product is annotated as hydrolethalus syndrome protein 1 homolog. Gene Ontology annotation, cellular component: centriole; non-motile cilium. The transcript has 10 exons. The record is from RefSeq and is a predicted model, not a curated record. Lineage: Eukaryota; Metazoa; Mollusca; Gastropoda; Lepetellida; Haliotidae. The coding region runs from base 218 to 1216 and encodes 332 amino acids. Gene Ontology annotation, biological process: cilium assembly.
UUGACGUAUUUCAAUGCCCGGCUAUGUUUACAUCAUGGCGGCAAAUUCUUCUUAGGCUUGGUCAAUAAGCACAUAUCCCCUUCAAAAUAUAGACAUUUUUUGCUGUUUAUGCGUUAUAUGAGAGAUAAGGUAUUUUGUUUAUGUGUCUUAGAUAGGUUUUGUGAUGGUUUAACUCUUGUCAUAGUCUGGAGAUUGGUGAAAUUGAAAGUAGACAAUAAUGGACCCCCAAAGCAUUGAAUUUUCGGAGGAGGAAAUUCAAGAUGAACUUGCACGACUGGGUUACAGAAAUGUUCCUGAAGAAAAAUUACGAGAAUUCAAGAAAGACCUCCAGAGGUUAAUCCAACAAGAGCGCAGCAAGAAUUCGUCCUUCAACAGUAGUGGAUCAUCACACCUGGCAGCUGAUGCUGCUGACACUUCAGCCUCUUCAGCACAUGGAACUGUGAGGCGAGAGAGAAUCCCACUGGAGGAAGUUUCUGACCAGGAUCACCUUGACUACAGAACGCAUGCGUAUUCACAAAGAGGGAUUGGAAAGGAGAAUAAUUAUGGAGUGGAGCCAGUCUUGAAGAGGCCAGUAACUGGUAAUCCCUCAAGAGGUCACAAUGACAUGUUCACCAUGUUCGACAGGGAUGCCAUUCCUCCAGGUUUGAGAGAUGAUGUAUCAGAGACUGACUCAGAAAGAAGGAUGGUGAAGAGGAAGACAUUAAGGAAAAAUGACAAAGGCUCAAAAUUUAUUGAUGAAUCCAUGACAGAAAGUGAUGCAGGAAGUAUCAUUGAUGCCAAUGAAAGACUACAGCGAUUGGCAUUACGAGAUUCUGAUGAUAUUGCCUCAACAAGACGACCACAUUCCGCACCUGCAGAUGCCCCAUAUAGACUAUCUCCUGAUGACCCCAGACCUUCCUCAGUGAUCCUUCGGACGGCUGAUCACCCGCACACCCGCAAUAUCCGAAAGUCCGACCCAGUGGCCCGGUACCAGCAGUUCCAGCAGGCCUGGCAGGUGCAGAAGGCCCCUGGGGAGAAGGUGCACAAGGGGCUCCGGUGGAACAUCCGGGAACAGAUGCUGGUGCAUGAAACCAUCGAGAAGAGGCCUCAGCGAGUAUUUGUAGCCAAUAAGUAUGUGGUACCCACAGAGAAGAAGAGACAGACCCUUCGAUGGCAAAUCAGGAUGGAUCUGGCCCAUGGCAAUAAGCCACCUUGUGGAUUCUUUCAUGAAUAUUAAUUAUGAAGUGAAUUGAACCGUAAACUUGCUCUAACCUAUUUGUAUGAAAUGUGUGAAGUCAUGAAUUUGUACAUGUUUGACUGUUUGAGUAGAAUAGAUUUGUAAUUUAUUUAUUUUUAUUGUUGAAUAUUACUUAUAAUUUGUGAUAUUAAGGCAUGCAUGUUCAAAAGACGAAUCAACCUUAAUGGGAUUGCCAUUUGCUCUCAAUGGGUAGCUACGUGUGGCAUCUUUACCAUGUUUACUUCUGUCCAAAUUAUGAUUGCAUUUAGUGCCUUUGAAUAACCCAAUCAUAGUCACCUCCCAUGAAAUUUCAUGUUAUGUGAUAUUUGUAAUGCCAAUUCAGUGUUUUAUAUAUAUUCAUUGUUCAACUAUCCUUGGUGUUUACAUGCAUUUGAAACACCAUGGAGGUAUUGCAAUUUUGUGAAUACUUCACAGUUUUACAUAGCAGUUAAAGGCAAGAAAAAAAUAUGUGAUACAUAACAUUGGAUGCUAUUUUGAACAAAUUUUUAGAAAUAUCAGACAUGUUUUAGUUAAGAUUGACAUUACUCAAACCAACUGUGAUCUUGUAUUGGAUUUCUGUCAUGUAAAUAUUUAGUGACUAGUCAAUUAUGAUAGGAAGUUUGUGAUUUGUAAACAGUCUUUAGAUAUACACAUUAACAUUCAGAGUUCUACAUCACAACCAUUAUGAGGAUCAUUCCAUUCAUGUGAGGCGGGAUGAGCAAUUUUGUAAUUGAAGCAUUGAAGUUAGGAUGUUCUGUGUGGUGACAUGUGUCUUUUAAUUGUAUGGUGUCUGCAUACUGAAAAUUGUAUAAAGCAGGUAACUGUACACAUUUAUGUGUUUAAUAUAGAAUAAAUACAUUGAAUGCA